Molecule: messenger RNA, 1326 nt
Organism: Diaporthe batatas
Lineage: Eukaryota; Fungi; Ascomycota; Sordariomycetes; Diaporthales; Diaporthaceae
Exons: 2
Coding region: 191-991 (266 amino acids)
Source: RefSeq, a predicted model, not a curated record
GUUCACCAAUCACCAGGCUCACUUGAUAGCCUCUUCAAACCACCACUCUUACUCGUUGCUCUGAAGGCAAGCUGGUCCCUAGGCUGCAAGCAGGCUCUUGCCAGAAUACAGCCCGGAGAAAUCUAGUGGGAUUUUAUUUAGCUGGCUGUUGGUCCUCACCAGGAUGCCAUGACAAGUGCACUAGGGAACUAUGUUUAGUUGCCUCCGUGCCCUCGUGAGGCCGAGAUCGAGGGCAAUCAUUGCAAAAUGGCAUGCUUCUCAUGACCGCCACUGCAGCAGAGAACGCGAGCGAUUUCUGUCCACGGCUUCUCGGGUUCCACGCGUGGCGGAGAAUGGAGAUGUAUACACUCCGGACGGCAAAGAGCGCGUCGCCUGGCUGAUGCAGCACAAUAUAGGGCUCUAUGGCGAACUCAAGAAGGUCCACAAGUUGCGCUACAAGCACAUUACGGUUGAGAUGGCUGGUCGGCACGUUUUGCACUACUCUGACCUGAACUACUUCACAACCCAGGGCUCGUCAUUUACCGAGGCAGUAUGCAGGAGGUAUCUAGCAGAUUCUGCGAAACCGCUCUGGUGGAGGACCCAGGCCCUCAGUUCGACGACAAAGCCCGUCGUCCGUAACAAGGCCACCGCUCGCUUGAACGCCGCCUUCCGACAAGCGCUGCAGAACGCCGGCUACGACACUCAUGGGAACAGGUUGCCAGAUCAACAGCACGCACCUUCUGGGACUAGGGCGAUCACGCACCUGGCCGGCACCGUGGUUAUCAAGGCCCAUUCGCCGGUUGACGUCUACAAGAUUCCUUUCAAAGACCUGCAGACCUUCUGCACAGCGGUCGUGGAGGGCGUAGAAGAAGCCCUUGGCCAACGUCCAGGAGAUGCGUCCAGGAAAUCCCAGCCGGCUUCACGUCAACAUGUCCAAAGGCUUGCGGGCGACAGCAAGAGUAGGGGCGGCGGACACAGAGGGGCCCAGGCUGGACGGAAGUUGCGAAGAUAGUCAACCAAGGCCGGUCCGACUUGUGCAUCUAGAGAACUUCAAACACACCUGACGGGCAAUGCCUGACAGUACUGGAAUCAAGAAGCAGACCAAAGAUUGGCCGGGAGUCAAACAGUACAAGUAAAACAAUAAAUGAAAGCUAGCUGGGCUGGAUUGAAGCGUGCCAUGCCACCGUGUUGAGUUCUGUGAGAUUCGGAUACAAGAGAGUCAGUCAUGCCGGUCGAUCUUCUACUCAAUAUCUGUCGACUGUAAGGGAGGUUCAUGAGCGGAUAACAUACCAGACUGGCCAGGCUGGAGUGCCUUUUGUGCAAAACUCCAAAUGGCGGGCCUGGAAU